AUGCCUCCAGUUCCUAAACCAACUUCGGACAAAUGGGAUCUGAUCGUAAUCGGUGGUGGAUCAGGUGCGAUGGGCGUUGGUCGUCGUGCAGGUCAAUAUGGUAAAAAAGUUGUCAUUAUUGAAGAAUCGGGUAGAUUAGGUGGAACAUGCGUAAAUGUUGGUUGUGUUCCUAAAAAAUUGAUGUGGCAUGCUGCUGAUAUGCGUGAAGCAUUAGCAAGUUCACCCGAAUAUGGCUUUGGUACGGCAGACGGUAAACCCGUCAAUGGCGUUCCGGAAUUUCAAUGGAAAUAUUUCACCGAAAAACGUGAAGCUUACAUUCGUAGAUUAAAUGGUAUUUAUGAUCGUAACGUCGCAAACGAUAAGGUUGAAUACCUUUCCGGUCAUGCAGAAUUGAUCGGUAACGGUCAAGUUAAGGUCACUUUGCGUAACGAAGACGGCUCGUUCCAAGACGAAGGACACGUUAUUUCCGGUGACCAAAUUUGUAUCGCUACUGGUGGACGUCCAACACAACCUUCUGAUAAUGAUAUCCCAGGUGCUUCUUUGGGUAUCGAUUCUGACGGCUGGUUUGACUUGCGCGAACAACCAAAGAGAGCAGCAGUCGUUGGUGCGGGUUACAUUGCCGUUGAAUUGGCAGGUGUGAUGAACACUCUUGGCACUGAAACUCACUUGAUCAUCCGUCACGAUAAGUUCUUACGUAACUUUGAUCCGAUCAUCUCUGAUACCUUGCAAGAUUACAUGGGCAAGACAGGCUUGAACGUUCAUCAAAAAACCAACGUCAAACGUGUUACAGGUGAAAAAGGUGGACCACUCACUUUGCAUUUGGAUACCGGAAAGACUUUGGAGGUUGAUGUUCUCUUAUGGGCAAUCGGUCGUCGUCCAAACACUGACAAUCUCGGUUUGGAGAAAGCUGGUGUAAAGACUGACAAAAAGGGUGACAUCAUUGUGAACGAAUUCCAAGAGACAAACGUCAAAGGCGUCACUGCUCUCGGUGACGUAGCAGGAAGGGCAUUAUUGACGCCAGUCGCAAUCGCAGCCGGUAGAAGAUUAUCUAACCGUCUAUACGGUCCUGAUCAUCUUCGUGGAAAGGAUCACUUGAAUUAUGACAAUAUCCCAACCGUUGUCUUUUCCCAUCCAACUUCCGGUACAGUCGGUUUGACAGAACCAGAAGCACGCGAAAAGUAUGGAGACGACAAAAUCAAGAUUUACAAGAGUAACUUUGUUACUUUGUAUUAUGGGAUGCUUGAACAUAAACAGCCAAGUGCUUAUAAAUUGGUCUGUGUUGGACCCGAAGAAAAAGUUGUUGGUGUUCAUAUUGUUGGUUUGGGAAGUGAUGAAAUCAUGCAAGGUUUCGCUGUCGCUGUCAAGAUGGGUGCCACAAAGAAGGACUUGGAUGAUACUGUCGCAAUCCACCCUACCUCUGCUGAAGAGUUGGUCACAAUGAAGUGA
Messenger RNA from Meira miltonrushii, 1446 nucleotides. Its product is annotated as putative GLR1-glutathione reductase. NCBI's taxonomy places the organism in Eukaryota, Fungi, Basidiomycota, Exobasidiomycetes, Exobasidiales, Brachybasidiaceae. Gene Ontology annotation, molecular function: glutathione-disulfide reductase (NADPH) activity; NADP binding; flavin adenine dinucleotide binding. The transcript has a single exon. Gene Ontology annotation, cellular component: cytosol; mitochondrion. The record is from RefSeq and is a predicted model, not a curated record. The coding region runs from base 1 to 1446 and encodes 481 amino acids. Gene Ontology annotation, biological process: glutathione metabolic process; cellular response to oxidative stress; cell redox homeostasis.